This is a messenger RNA of Epinephelus lanceolatus (giant grouper), 4617 nucleotides long. RefSeq names its product inactive dipeptidyl peptidase 10. Gene Ontology annotation, molecular function: serine-type peptidase activity. Gene Ontology annotation, cellular component: plasma membrane; voltage-gated potassium channel complex. NCBI's taxonomy places the organism in Eukaryota, Metazoa, Chordata, Actinopteri, Perciformes, Serranidae. The record is from RefSeq and is a predicted model, not a curated record. Gene Ontology annotation, biological process: regulation of potassium ion transmembrane transport; proteolysis.
GAGAGAGAGCACCAGCCCAGCGAGGACAAACUUGCAAGAAGCAGAGCAUGCAGAAAAAGCUCCGCAAGACAACAGUGCAGCCGCUCGGCGGGGUUUGAAGCUACAGAGGCAGCAGAGCUUGUUGCGGAUUACAAUGAUUGCCACAACUCAACAAAACAUGACCACUGAGCUGGACCUGGGGAGUUCAGAUGGUCCCCCACGGAACUGGAAGGGCAUAGGGAUUGCCAUGGUGGUGAUCCUGGCUGUUAUGUCUCUGGUCAUUCUCUCCGUCAUCCUCCUCACGCCUGAUGAAUCUCACUUGUUACUCCGUUCCCAUCUCACCAUGGAGGAUUUGGAGAGUGAUGAGUUCAAAGUUCAUGACCCCUGUGUGGCAUGGUUGAACGAAAACGAAGUGGCUCUCCGCACCAGAGAGGGACACGUCCUGUCGUUCAGCCUCAACAGCAAUCUCACCUCGACUCUGGUGGACAACACCUCCCUGGACCUGACCACCACUAAAUUCCAAGUGUCUGCAGACAAGAGGUUUGUCCUCUUGGCGUAUAACAUUCGACCGGUGUUCUCUCAGUCCUUCACAGCCUCCUAUGCUAUCUACAAUGUGGCUAAUGGGGAGCUGCUGGAGCUUAACCCUCUGGAGAGGGAGAAGGCAGCGCUACAGUAUGCUUCCUGGGGGCCUCAGGGGAGCCAGCUGGCCUAUGUGUUUGACGGAGAUAUCUACUACAAGCCGAGUGUGACCAGCAAAGCCCUGCGUCUCACAACCACCGACCUGGAGCAGACUGUGGUGAACGGGCUCUCUGACUGGACUUAUGAAGAGGAAGUGCUCUUGACAUAUGUGGCUCACUGGUGGUCUGUGGACGGGGCCCGGCUGGCAUACCUAACCAUCAACAACUCUAACACACCUGUGAUGGAAAUACCUCACUUCUUGGGUGGCCUCUAUCCCUCCAACGUCCUUUUCCCCUACCCCAAGGCUGGCUCAAGUAUUCCAUCAGUCAGUCUGUUCGUGGUGAAUCUUUAUGGUCCAGCUCACACUCUGGAGAUGAUGCCUCCUGACUCCCUCAGGGCCAGAGACAGCUACAUCUCCAUGGUGACUUGGAUCAGCAGCACACGCCUCGCGGUUCGUUGGCUAAAUCGAGCCCAGAACCAAUCAGUGCUCUGUGUGUGAGAGGCCACCACAGGGGCCUGCUCGGAGAAGCACAAAAUGGCCAUGGACAUAAUGCAAAACCAACGACAGGAUGUGCCGCUGUUUUCAGCAGACAGCUCUGUGUUCUAUACAGUCCUGCCAGCGAAACAGGGCGCUCGUGGAGAGUUCCACCACAUCGCCGGCCUCUCAGCCCAGCCUGCCAUCCCCUCCGUCCCCCCUCGCUUCCUGACAUCGGGGAGCUGGGACGUCACCGUGCUCUGCGCCCUCGACGAGAAGGCUGGAAAAAUCUAUUUCCUGAGCACAGAGGAAUCCAGACAAAGCAGACACCUUUACAGUGUGGACCUGGAUGGAGUGUUUCAGCGCCGCUGCAUCUCCUGUAACCUCAUAGAUGGAUGUCGCUUCUUUAGAGCUGAAUUCAGCCCCAAUCAAACCCACUUCACCCUCUACUGUCUAGGCCCAGGAAUCCCUAAAGUGACGGUUCACAGUACAAAGGACCCCUCCAGAUACGUCGUAUUGGAGGAUAACAGCCCUCUGUCUAGAGCUCUGGAAGACAAGAGGCUCCCUGAGACUCUGUUCAGGACACUCCCAGCAGAAAACCAUGACCUACACCUGAAAUUAUCUCUACCUCAGGGUUACGAGGCCAACCUGCACCCUCUCCUCAUCAUUGUGGAUGGUGUGCCCGGCAGUCAGUCAGUGACAGAGGAAUUCGCCCUCGACUGGCCUCAGGUCCUCUCCGGCACACACAAUGUGGCCUUGGCCUGGGUGGACGGCAGGAGUGGGGUCGGACGUGGACAGAAGACCACCGCUGUGGAUUCACGCAAGCUUGGCUCAAUCAGAGUCAAAGAUUAUCUGGGAGUUGUAGAGUUGUUGAUGCAACUACCAUACAUUGAUGAUCGCCGGAUGGUCCUCUACGGCAAGGCAUUUGGAGGUUAUUUAACUCUCAAGAUGUUAGCUGCAACAGAUAAGCUGUUUCAGUGCACGGCUGCCGUGGCACCAAUAACUGACUUCAGGCUUUAUAGUGCUGCAUUCUCAGAAAGGUAUCUAGGCCUUCCAGCAAAGGAGGAGCACGCUUACUCGACUGCCUCUUUGCUUGAGGAGGUUAACAAGCUGAAAGAUGAGAACUUCCUUAUUCUACAUGGAACCGCAGAUGCGAGAGUACACUUCCAGCACAGCGCUGAGCUCCUGAGCCGACUAGUGAAGGUUGAGGCCAACUACUCGCUGCAGCUGUACCCAGACGAGGGCCACGUCCUGAGAGAGCCGCGCAGCAUCCAGCACUUCCAGCGGACAGUGGUGAACUACCUCCAGACCUGCUUGAAGCACAGCAUCCUCAUAGAGCCUGUAGAGGAUGACGAGGAAGAAGACGACUGAGCUCAGAGCCCCUUCCAUCCUUCUGGAGGGACUAUCUUUGGACUGUAUGCCAUCUUAUGCAUUACUUUGGGUCGGAUUACCAGGCACAAGAGCACAGGAGUGGGGACCAAACACAUCAGAUCACCUCCUGCAACUUCUGGAAAAAUUGAUGUACUGUAUACCUUGUUGCACACGAUUAUUUCUGCUGUUAUACUGUAUAUUUAAGGCCCUGUUUGUUUACAAAAUCCACUUGAGAUGACGUGGACUAGAAGGCUACUGAUUCUGCCAAAGGUUUACAAAGAUUUUAAAAACAUGCAUGUCGUAAUGGCUGCAUGAUGUGGAUUAGUUUACAUUGCAUUCUCUGUGUUUUGCAGAUCUAAAUCUGGCCCAUCAGGGUUAAAAGUGCAAAAUCUGCCAACAGCCGGGAACCCACUGGAAGACUUAAAAACUCCCUAGGGACUGUUCUUUAUUUAUCAGAGGGGGAGGGUGGCUGGGGUGUGGCUUUGGUUUGUUUUUGAUCAAAUUUUAAAUAAGACACGUAGAAAAAAGUGAUUUUUAAGAUGGAAGCCUUUGGGCUCAUUUAUGCUCACUGUAUGCUCAGCCUUCUGUCCGUACUCUGCUUUCAUUUCGUCCAUAUUUGUGCACAAUUGCUUAAAGCUUACGGAUAUGGAUGAAACUGAGCUGUACUAUUGAAGACCGUGGGGACAGUGUAGUGUCGUUCAAGCGAAAUAUGACCAUAGGAGACCAUGGAUAUCUUUAAAAAAAAAAAGACAGAACAAAAUGAAUUGGUAAUACAGUGAAAAAAAUUCUCCGUCCACAUGUCGCAAUGUAUUUAAUGGCCUCACAGACCACCGCCAUCUACGCCUCAGCCUCUGUUAGAAGCUACAUUAUCACCAUUGUCUCGUUUGUUAUUGUGAGAAACUUGUGACUCCGCCCUCUUGUUUCAUCUAUUGGCUAUAUUUAUGCCAACACAAGGAUGCAUGGACAUAUGAGGGCAGGGAAGUUUACAACAUUUAAAAUGAGUGUAUCUAUUUUCGUACAUAAAGGGAGCAUAAAUGAGCCAUUAGUCCCACAUGAUGUGUUCGUGGACCAUCAGAAUUUGAAAUCCAGUCAUAAUUUCUGUUUUUUUUUUUUGUUUGUUUGCUUUGAUUCUCUUUUUAUUUAGUCAUUUCAGGGACCAGUCAGAAAGCAGAAAAUAACAUAAAAGUGUGGUUCAAUAUGUAAUACGGAGGCCAACAUGGACUGAUAAAGUAAAUAUAAAUAUAGGUAUGAUCAUUUAUGUUUAUACAGUUUGUGGCUAUGAUAAAACUUAAUCCCUCCCCAGCGCUUAAAACAUUAUUUGACACGCCUCCCCCAUUUUGCAACCCCCUCCUCCCUCAGAAAAAAGAGCAGUCCCUUAACGAUACGACUAUGACACAUUUAACAACUGCAUAAAAUGCUUGAAAUUUUCCAUACAGAUUUCUGAAUAAACCAGCACAGACCACAGGAUCUCUUUCAGCUUUAUGCAGAUUCCAGUCAUACAAAAUUAAACAACUGAUAAAAGACAUCUGAAUUCUAAUCUCCAAGACUUUAAAACUGGCCCUACUGCUCGCUGUUCUGGGCAGACUCCCCACCGUCUUUAAGAUGUCGUAAAAUCAGAGUCAUUUUGGGUCUUUUCCUCAGUGUGUUCCCGGCUCAAAUAAAGUUAAAUGGAGCAUAUGGAUCAUUCUAAAUGUGCCAAAUACAUUUUGUGGACUUUGUGGACCACUGGUUUUAUUAGCAUUACUUGCAUUAUGUGAUUAAGAAUGAGUAUGCAACUGUGACUAUUUACAACACAAGCUACGAAUCAAGGAUCAUCACAAGAACGUCUACAUAGAUCUGUCUAUUUACUGUAUUUGGAAGACCAGUAUGUUUCUGUUUUGGUAAAUCUCGGCAUUUCUUGUGUAUUGCAGAAUUAAAUUAUUUCUUUGGACAAACUGUUGAGCCAUUGCAUUCCAGUCCGCAUAGGUAGGUGGGUUUGACCAUCAAACUGUCAGCCAAACCAUACUGGUAAACUGCAUGCAGUUGGUUUAGAAACGAAUGCCCUUGACUCUAGACGACCGGCUACUCCUUUUUUCCAACAAUUCUUGACAAUAAAGUUUGAACUUCUUGUUUUA